AUGGCAGCAGUGUCAGUAAAAUGUCGGUCCGUGUGUCUGUUGUCGCUGCUGUGGUUGUCGGUGAGCAGAGAGUCCCGGUAAGUCCGCCGGUUCUUCUUCUUCUGUUUCCGUAUGUUGAGUUAGCCGCAGGUAGCCUGUUAGCUGCAGACCCAGGGUUGUCAGAGAAGCAGGAAAAGUUUAUUUUUCUCUCUGAAGGUCAACAAGUUUUUAAAUAAAUAAGAAAAAAACAAACAAAAAGACUAAAAACUGGUUAUAUGGAGGCACUACCGGCGCAUGCGCACUUCCGUUUAGAUGAUAGAACCGUUAAAAACAGUUUUUAUCUCUGAACUCCUGAUGUUGACUUUUUUAUUGACUUUAUCGAACUAAAAAUCACUUUUUUCCACAUAAUUUCGACAUUUUUUUGAAACAGAACUUUUCUACAAACACCUGAUAAUGUUCUGAAGUAAAUGUCGAGCUGUUGAGUAACACAUUCAUGAAUUUAUCUGAGCACAAAGUUCAGGAGUUUGAGUGAUUUAUCUCAAACUACAAAGACUUUCAGUACGCUAAUCUCACUAAACUUUACAAUAAAGAACAUUUAAAUAACGUAGAUUCACUGAAACUGAGGCUGGAGUAAAAAAAUCUUUAUUUACAGUCAGUCACUUCAUUUUAACAGUACAGUAAAUAGUCUUUGUUGAUAUAUCUUUAUUUUAAAUAAAGAUAAUGAAUCUGUAAAACAAACUGUGAGUCACUGAACGAGUCCUGUCAUCACGUUUCUAUGAAACUCUUAAAUAAACUGACAUUUGUUGGUGAAACUCUGCUGCAGUUUAACUUUUUGGCCACAAGAUGGCGCUGUCGAAUCAUAUCAUAUAAAAUCAGACUUGAUUGCAGCAUCCAGAGGAAAUUCAGUUAUUACAACAUCAGAGGAACAGGAUGAGAAAACAGAAGUGAAACAAUAGUCCAGAUAAAGUUUGAUAUAUAACUUUAAUUAUAUAGAUGCAAUAAAACAAGAUCAUUUAACAAAACACACCCUUACAGCCUCGUGUUCGUCCCCUCCUCUCUGAAAUCAUAAAACGUAAAACUUUUUAUUAUAAAUGAGUUUAAAGGUGUUAUUAUUAUUAUUAUUAUUAUUAUUAUUAUUAUUAUUAUUAUUAUUAUUUUAAUUAUUUUAUUUAUUUUUGCAAAUGUGGAGGGGGGGGGGUCAUUGACCUAACAGGGUAAAAGGAGAGACUCAGCAGACGGCACCAAAACAGACGCAUUAACAAUCACAAUAAUAAUAAUAAUAAUAAUAAUAAUAAUAAUAAUAAUAAUAAUUCACACAGAUAUAAGACUGUUUAUCACUUGAAGGUGACUCAAGGUGAAGUGAUGCUGCUGUGACCUUGUCCUGCAGUCAGGUGAUGCUCCACACACAAACACACACACAUACUCUCACACACACACACACACACACGCACACACACACACACACACUGUCAUUACAUAACAGCGGUCUCCUCCCCCCUGUGCAGACCUCAGCCCUACUGUGUUUCUGCCUUUGCAGUUUUCACUUCAGUAAAUUGCCGUGAAAAUUACUCCGCUUUUAUACCUGAGUGCUGCACACACACACACACACACACACACACACACACACACACACACACACACACACACACACACACACACACACACACACACUCACAGUGUGUAUUAGUCCAGCUGCCCUGAAAGCCCCUCUCCACAGUCUCACUCUGUCCCAGACAUGCAUUGAUUUCUCAGAGCUGUCUGACAUAUUGUGUCCAAAAUCAACUCCAGACAUUAUUUCCCAACCCCAUCGAUGAAAACAAACACUCAGUCACCUUUUUCAUCCUCCCUUCUCUCUGUUUGAUUUAGUUCAUACUGCAGCAAACAGGACCUUUAUAAAUACACAGACUGAUAACAGGGUUUGACCCUCGUUAAUAUGGAGGAGCGUCUCGUUAAAUUGACCAGAUUAACUCUCCUUUUUUUCUAUUGCACUCAGCAAAGAGAUCCUAAAAUCUAGAUUUUUUUGGAGUAGAUUCUGUCACAGGACUAUAAACCUUUCUCUCAGACGGAUCGGUGCGCAGCAGCAGAAUAACAAAACCUGAAACUAUGCAGUGAGAGUGAAAUAUGAUGGAGAAGAAAAGAGGGAUGUUGGAGGGUAAAAAAGGAGAUGUUUAGUUUUUUCACAUGAGACCUGAGAGAAAAACACAUUCCUUCAUGUGAUGAAACUGUUUGACUAACUGAGGCUAAGUGAUGAAAUCAGAGGAGUCAAUGUGGAGACUGAACCAACGCAGGACUGAGUUAUCAACAUCAGAGACGGAUUUAUAAUGUGAGGAAGUAUUAACUCUGAGUCAGGAGGUUCUCAGGUCUCUCCAAGAUCUGAUGUCUGUAAAAUCUUUGGUGUCUCUACUCUGGGAAAGCCUGAAAUUUGAAUUUGUAACUUUUUACCCUCAUUUCAGUGGUUACGACGACCAGCUGUGUUUGUAUAAUUACCGUAAUGCUUCAAAUAAAGGCCUGUUUUAAGUAUAAUUACCGUAAUUCUUCAAAUAAAGGCCUGUGUUUGUAUAAUUACCGUAAUGCUUCAAAUAAAGGCCUGUGUUUGUAUAAUUACCGUAAUGCUUCAAAUAAAGGCCUGUGUUUGUAUAAUUACCGUAAUGCUUCAAAUAAAGGCCUGUAUUUGUAUAAUUACCAUAAUGCUUCAUAUAAGGCCUGUGUUUGUAUAAUUAUCGCAAUGCUUCAAAUAAAGGCCUGUUUUUUGUAUAAUUACCGUAAUGCUUCAAAUAAAGGCCUGUGUUUGUAUAAUUACCAUAAUGCUUCAAAUAAAGGCCUGUGUUUGUAUAAUUACCGUAAUGCUUCAAAUAAAGGCCUGUUUUAAGUAUAAUUACCGUAAUGCUUCAAAUAAAGGCCUGUUUUAAUAUGCGUGUCCAGGCCUUUUAUCAUGACAGUAAUCAUAACCUGUUUGGUUAAGAGGACCUGAAGUCUUGUCCUUCUCUCCCUCCUCUCAGAGUCUCGAUGGAAGAUGACCUCCUGCUGCCCUACACCAACGGUCAUGGCCCCGCCCACUCUCACCGCUAUGUCAGGGACUGUCAGCCCGUUGCCCACGGUAACACCACCCAUGAGAGCUGGCCGGCCAGCAGCUUCAUCGGGACGCCUGUGGCAGAGUCCAACAAGUUUGUGUCCGAGGUGCCGCGCACGUCCAGAUGGGUUUACGGUCAGUGAUGGAAAAACAACAACUUUAUUUAAACCGAUCAUCUGUGAUCAAUCUGGAGCUGAUCGACUACCUGUUCUUAGAAACACUAACAGACACUGAUGUUUAAGUCCCUCUGACUCUGUAUCAGCUCGCUUCAUGUCCUCUCAUCUCCAGGUCACAUGACGGUGGUCUACGACCCCCUGAGGACGGUGUCGGUGUUGGAGCCGGGCGGGCCGGGCGGCUGCGGGAUGAAUCAGAGGGCCACUGUGAAGGAAACGGCCUCGGCUGCAGGAUGUCUGUUCGCUCAGAACGGCGGCUUCUUCAACACAAAGACAGACGCGUGUUUGGGUAACGUGGUCAGCGACGGCAGGAUGGUGCAGGACAGCGGCGGGAUCCAGAACGCCCAGUUUGGGAUCAGGAAGGACGGGACCCUGGUGUUCGGGUAGGAGACACAUAAAUGAGGAAUGACGUAAUGAUCCUUGUUUAAUAUCAGAGACUCAAGCUCAGGUGAAAAUUGAAGUACUGAGAGAAACUGUGGAGAUAUCAGAGUCUGAGGAAAAACUCCGUCUGUUUGCCUCCAUGACCGGAAAAAUGUCGGACAUUUUCAGGAGUUUUGUGCACGAUCGAAAACAGCCGAAGAGUUUCAUGCAAAUGUGGCAACAAAUCUUUGAAUAAUCAUCAACUGUUUCUCAGAUAAACUUCUUUUCUGUUCGGUAAUAAACCGAGUCGAUCUUUCAUCGUCAGACGAGGCUUCAUGGAAACAUCAACAGACACAGAUGAGAGUUUCAUGUCUGUGUCUGAGCCGGUGUUUCUCUCUGAUAAAGACCAUAAAACACGCUCUGAUAUUGACACAUCAGACGCUUUAAUAUCCUUCUGUUUACGUACUUUAAACCCACACAGCUGUCGCUCUGUGGACUUUAUGACUCCAGGACCUGGAUCACCUCAGCCUCCUCUGAGAUAAUGUCGGGUUAUUUGUGAGCAGCUGGAUGAACCACGAUGUGAACAUCAGGGCGUGGUGUUAGGUUGUAUUUAAAGCUGUGGGUUUAGAUAAAGAUAGAUUUGUAAAAGUGUCCUCUCCAGGUUUAGACUCGUACCUGAGCAGAGCUGCAGGUGAAUGGGUCACUUCAGCAGGUGGAAACAAACACAGCUGCUGCAGCCCCUGAAAACAGAGGAGGGCUUUUUUUGGCUGUCGUGGGUCAAACGCCCAGAAAUAGUGGAGCUGAACUAAAAUAAGGACGAAGGUGGACCACAGAAAACCACAAGCUGGUCCCUGAAACAGGUUUCUAGUAAUACCUGAAGAAGAACCACGAAGUGAGGAGGAGGAGUAAAGCAGGUGUGCUGAGCUCUCAGUGUCACACAGCUGUCUUCAUGUUGGACCUUUGUGUUGUUGUCUCAGAUCCACCAACAUCCAUCAGUGACACAGAGACCGUGUGUGUUCAUAAUCUGGUGGAGAGCGAGUUUCAGGUCCUGCAGCGUGCAGAAAAACAUGCUGGUUGAGUUUAGAGUCAGUCCAGGUGAGUGAUAACAAAGAUUAGAGCGGCGUCCCCGUGUCCCCGUGUCCCCGUGGAGAUGUUGUGCAGAGGUCUCUCUGUCAGGUGAGGACACUGAGGUGAGUGAACACGCUCACUGAGCUCACAGGACGGCUUUUUAACAGCAGCUCAAACAAACAGGAAGCAGCUGAAAUACCAGCACUCCUCCAGUUCAGCAGCUGGUUUCACCCGUUUAUCGACCGUCUUCUGACUCACUGGAGCUGGAUGGAAAUAGAAACGCUUUUGGCCGCUAGUUUGAGGUUAGAUAAUGGAGGUAAGUUGAUUCCACUCCCUAGAAGUCGAGGAGAUAAUUUGGUAUUAAAAAUAACCACCGAGGGCACCGCCGUGUCACUUACAUAACGAGGAAGCGUGGCGCUGAUCCAGCUGUUUGAACAACUGGAGAGAAGUUUGAGUCAUCAGGCUGCGAGACGCAAAAGUGAGCGAGUUUGUCUCCUGAGGGACGGAGGGAAGACGUUCUACUAAUGACGCCAUCAUUGAUCCUGUUCGUCUGUUAUUGAUCACCUCAUCAAUUUAUGACAAGUUUGAUUACCUUCAUCAGGAAAGUUAGGCGCCGUAUUCAUCCUUUAAAAGUCAGCUGAUAGCAGCUCCAGCCUCUGAUUGGUGAACCAAAACAAAGAUGGCGGCCCUCUAAUAACACACUCACCUGACUAGAGAAAUGACACCUUUAAAUGAACACAUGAAUCCUCACAGAUCACCUCUGAACAGUCUCUGAUCUUCUCUGCGAACGUGGAGAAGGAAGUGUGAGGAACCAAUCAGGAGAAUGAUGGCGCCGGCCUGAUCCAGUCUGAACUGGUUUCUGAUUCUCACGGCUCGGGUUGUUCCUGCCGUUUCCGUUUCUUUGUUCUUUGGAGUAUUUGGAGGUUUUCGAAGGUUCAUGAAGGUGAUCCUGGUCUCCAGAGUUCAGACGGUCGUCUUUGUAGGAGUCCAAGUAUGUUUGUUCAGGAUAUGAUUUCCAGGUCCGUCACCUGUGGGGGCGGUCACUGAGGGGUGUGGUUAUCUAAAUCUCCCCGCUGUGGUCGGACCGUGGUUAAUGUCAGCUCUGAUCGUUUCCUGUUGACCGUUUUUCAUCGUUUUUUCACUCGUCCUUUUUUUUUUAAUCUCAUUUCAUCGUCUGACUUUUUCAUUUGAAGGCAGAAGUUUUCGACCUGGAUCAGUGUGUUUUCUUUUCUUUCUUGAAUAAUAAAUCAAUUUUUUAAAACUCAAACGCCUCACAGAUGCAGGCGAACCUAAACCCCAGGAGAGCGGUCUCUACGGUCUUUACUGUCUUUACAUGAACUCUGUGAACCAUCGUGUUUCUGUGAGUUUCCUCUUCGGUCUUUUCUCCACACGACCACUUUUAUUUGUUUCUCUUUCACCCGGUCCUCCCAGGUGUUAGUCACAGCCCACAGAGGAUUGAGGAUUCACUUCUCCUCUUUCUUUAAACACUUUGUUCCUCCUGAUGAAGUCCAUUAACAGCUGAUGUUUCAUGUAACGUUGCAGGUACAAAGAGGGUCUGAUCACCCGGAUGAGUUCAGCACCUUCAAGCUCAUUUCAGAUUCUGAUGUCUCAAUGAUGUCCUCCUCAGGUAUCUGUCUCAGGAGGACGUUUUGGACAAGUUGAACCCGUUUAUUCAGCUGAUCAGCGGCGUGGUGUGGCUGCUGAGGAACGGGGAGGUUUACAUCGACCAGAGUCUGAAGUCCGAGUGUGACGAGACCCAGGAGACAGGUACGGACCGUGAAUCCACAACCACCUGGAACAAACAAGAAGCAGCUGGAUGAGACAGUGAAGAAGUGUUGAGGGUUUCAGGAUGUUCUUCAGCUUGUUGGAGUUGUUCCGGUUCAGGUUUGGACCUGUUUCUGCUCCUCAGACUGGUUCAAGGUUUCCCUGAAGUUCAGAUUAUCACCCUGGGCUGUAAAACCUCCUCCUCUCUGUAGACUCCCCUCAGUUCACCUCAGCCUGAGACACAGAAACCAGACCAGCUUCACUUCAGCUGUAAUUAAAUGUAACUUCAUCUCAGAGCGCUGCCCUGCUCCUCCUCCGUGACCUGACGUGACUCCAGCGCGCCGACAAACCACAACGCACCGACGAGUCUGAUGAAAAAUGAGGAGCAUGUGGAGCGAUCAGAGGUUACCUCAGGUGUCUGCUCACACCUUCACUGUGACACAGAUCCCGCCAAAAUAAAAGAAUAAAGGUGAAGAGCUGAUCUGAAGGCUGAGAGUCGACCUCUGCUCUGAAUGAGAUCAUCUCUGUUAUCAAACUCUACAGACAGACAGACAGACGGACAGACAGACAGACGGACACAGAGGGCGUCAGGUUACCUAGUUGGCACAGAGACGUCAGGAUAUUUAGGUCAGACCUUUUUUAUUUUUUUCAGAGUUAAAGGUGGAGUCAGCAGGUUUCUGUUAAAGAAACAUCUUUUUAUUUUGUGUUUUUAAUACAAAAACUCUUCUAAUAUCAGUCAAUAGUUAUUAGUUAUUGAUGACAUUUGGUAAUAUAUCGAUAUCUCUGUGUUCUCUUAUGUCUGUGUCGUCAACAUUUGAACAUUUUUGAGCGGUCCGCUCUUUCUGACUGUAAACAAAGCCGUUCUCCACCUCCUCUAACCUGAUUGGUUGUGAGGCAGACGCUGCUCCCCCGUGUCGUUCAGGAGCCCAAACAAAGUUAGCGUGCUACAAUAUCGGACAGUAGAAACCAACCAGAAAGUUCGGAAAAUUGUCUGAAUCCUCCUUUGGCCACGACUGCCGACACAAGCAAGAAAACACUCAAACAUAAACAGUCAACAAAAAACAGUCAGCAAGAAAACAGUCAACAAGAAAACAGUCAGCAAGAAAACAGUCAACAAGAAAACAGUCAGCAAGAAAACAGUCAACAAGAAAACAGUCAGCAAGAAAACAGUCAACAAGAAAACAGUCAGCAAGAAAACAGUCAACAAGAAAACAGUCAGCAAAAAACAGUCAACAAGAAAACAGUCAACACCAAACCGGUCAACAAGAAAACACUCAAACAUAAACAGUCAGCAAGAAAACAGUCAACAAGAAAACAGUCAGCAAGAAAACACUCAAACAUAAACAGUCAGCAAGAAAACAGUCAACAAGAAAUCAGUCAACCAUAAUCAGUCAACAAGAAAACAGUCAGCAAGAAAACAGUCAGCAAAAAACAGUCAACAAGAAAACAGUCAACACCAAACCAGUCAACAAGAAAACACUCAAACAUAAACAGUCAGCAAGAAAACAGUCAACAAGAAAACAGUCAGCAAGAAAACACUCAAACAUAAACAGUCAGCAAGAAAACAGUCAACAAGAAAUCAGUCAACCAUAAUCAGUCAACAAGAAAACAGUCAGCAAGAAAACAGUCAGCAAAAAACAGUCAACAAGAAAACAGUCAACACCAAACCAGUCAACAAGAAAACACUCAAACAUAAACAGUCAGCAAGAAAACAGUCAACAAGAAAAUACUGCUCCCCCGUGUCGUUCAGGAGCCCAAACAAAGUUAGCGUGCUACAAUAUCGGACAGUAGAAACCAACCAGAAAGUUCGGAAAAUUGUCUGAAUCCUCCUUUGGCCACGACUGCCGACACAAGCAAGAAAACAAAGUAAAUACCUGAGACUCUGGAGGAAUAACGGGCGCUUAAAACGGAGGUAGACCGGACAAGAGCUAAAAAGCCGGGUCAACAUAAACCAUGGGGGACACUUGGGGAUCUUGGUGACCCUGUAACCUUUCUGCUGGACAGGUAAACCGCUUUAACAAAGUAAGACAAGUGUCUGUGACAGAAGUGUUUCUUGUCAAACGGACCUGCUGUAGCGUGUUGUAGCGCCAUCGCUAAACUGUCCUCCCUCGGGUCCUGGACUAUGUCACUUUAUCCUCGUUGUAGAAGUCCUGCAAACAUUGUGUUUGCUGGUAGUCUGUUGGCAUCUACAGUAGCACCAAUGCUUUUGACUUUCACCUUGACUGGGCCCCAUUUGUAAUGAUCUGAAGGAUUUAUCUGCAUUAUAUCUGAAUUUAACUGGAACGAUACGAGCGAGCAGGAGCGUCUGUUUGUGGGCGGGGCUUGAGAGAGGGAGAGGAGGAGCUGAGGGGAAAACUGGUUGGGAGGGGUAGAGUUUACAUUCAAGAUUUCUCCUAAAAACUGGAACUAACUCAGAUCCUGACUACAACACCUUUAAAUUCAAGUAAAAAAAAAAAAGUGUUGUUGUCCUCUUGAGCAGAAGUUCAGUUAUUUUUCCUUCGACUUUAAGGGAAUUUUCAGGUUGUACUUCGUUUUUUACUUAAAAAUCUAACGUGGUGAUAAGAAACGAGCAGGUGAACCUGCAGAUCCUCUAAAACGGUGAGAAAUAUCCACAGAGGUGACGCCACUUUGACACUGAACCUGGGAUCCCUCCUUCUUUCAGUUAGCGCAGAAGUUUCUCCUCUUUGUUCAUCACUGAAUCCUCCACAAACUUCAGUCCAUGUUUAAAUAAAUAAACUCACAUGAACACAGAAUAAACUCUUUCUUUGUAACUGAAACACUUUUUUUUCUUUUCCUCUUUCAGGAAAUUUUCAAACUUUUGUGAACGUGAUUUCGGCCCGGACGGCGGUGGGACACGACGCCGAAGGCAGACUGAUCCUGUUUCAGAUCGACGGGCAGACUGGAGCCAGAGGGUGAGACUGACGAGAGCCGGAGACGCUCCUCAGAAGACGUGACUCACGUCCUUCACCAAAACCUUCAAAUGAUAUUAACCUCCUAGGAUCGUCCUCUGAGGACAAAGACACAGAAAAACAGGAUCAUUUAUUCCAUCAGACCAAAGUGACUCACAGACCGGCGAGUCGCCUCAGAGUCAACGAAGAUUUUAUAACAGACUGAACCAACAGAGACGAACUCCAGGAAAAUGAUCGUUUCUUUAUUCUUCCUCUGAGAAAUUCAAAGUUUUUCCCUUUUUUUAUUCCGAUCUAUUCAACACAGAAAAUCUUGAAUCUGCAUUUCUUUGACGUCCAGCAGGGGGCGACUCACUCUAAAUCAUCUCAUUUAUUCCCAAACGAGUUUUUGGUCUAAAUCUUGAGUUUUCAACACACAGGAUGUUUAUUUAGUCGUUUAUGACCAACAGGAAGUAGGGGCGGUUUGGGGGCGGGGCUACCUGGGAUUGACAGGUGUUUAAUUUUUAUUCUGUAAAUGUUUAUUGAUCAUUUCCAGUGAAAGCUCUUGAUUGAAUAGAUCAAUAUUUUCAAUCUGAAGGGAGGAUGAAGGAGGUGACCUGACCUCCUAACUGGAGGAGCAGUGAACGGGUCACUUUAGGAGACGAACUGACCUGAGAACAGCUGACGUCUCCUCAGCUCACUCAGAUCUGCACACCGAUCAAUGCUAUUGAUCCCUCUCAGCCCGCAGUGACCCUGAGGUUAAUGUGUUCGUGUUAAUGAUGUGACUUCAAGAAGCACAACAAGAUAUGAGACCGCUCAAUACCAGACCUCCACCGCACGCUCGAUACGGCGUCUGAAAGGACCGAACAAAGAGCGCCCCCUCACAGGCGGACCCUCAGGAAUAACAGCGGGAGCUUCUGUGUGUCUUUACUGAGGAACUUCAGAGUCAAACCCGAGUCCAAACACAGAUAUGAUCUCAGGAACAGACAGGAGGGAGGCUCAGCUCUUCUCUGUGAAUCCAUGUUGAUAUGUCACUAAAUCGAUUUAUUGAUCACACCUCUUGUUGCGACUGUUCACCUGAGUUACCCUCCUGUUUGUAUCCCAUGAUGCCUCUGGUUUUUGAAUUCAAAGCUGUUUAAUCCUAAAAACAUCUUUUAUCUCAUGAUGAGCUCUGACAUUUCAAACACCUGUGGACAGAGUCAGACUUCAGAUCCUGGUCUUUCCUUCGUCUUCGGUCUGAAUCUGAUGAUCCAUGAUUUUCUCUUUCUGUUCAGGAUGAAUCUUUGGGAGUUCGCCGAGUUUUUAAAGCAGUAUGGGAUCAUUAAUGCCAUCAAUCUGGAUGGAGGCGGGUCCUCUACCUACGUGGUUGACGGCACAUUAGCCAGCUACCCGUCUGACAGCUGGUGAGUCAGUUCACGCCUCUUCCUCUUCCUCUUCCUCACGCCGCUGUGAAGAUCUGUGCUCAGCCUGUUGUCUAUCCUCCCUCUGUAGUUCAUCAGACAGAAGGUGGCGCUGUGACCGCCGUAUCUCCACCAUCCUGUGCGUUCACCCGCGGCGCUGCCAGUCGCCAGAUUGCAGCGGUCACGGGAAGUGUGUGGACGGACGCUGUCAGUGUGACGACGGUUGGCAUGGAGACGCCUGCGACUCUUUAGAGUGUCAGCCGUCAGACUGCGAGCCUCACGGUGUCUGCACGCCGGGUAAGUGAGGGGAAACGCGUUAGACCGCCAGAGUCGACUUUAUCUGAGUUUGAAAACUCAGAGACUGUUUGAGAGUUCGGACCGGUCGUCGUCGUUUCUGCUCUUUUUACGGUUUUUUUAAUGUUUGUGUUUCAGGCGGGUGUGUUUGUGACGCCGGAUGGAGAGGAAAGAACUGCAGCAGAGGUGAGUUAGACAAUAUCACACAUGUGACUGUUUGUUCUGGUGAACUGAUCCACCUGAAAACAUCAGUGUCAAUCAGUCCAUUUCCAUGACACCUGAGAAAACCGAAUUAUCGCCUUAUUCCGAUAAAGACCGGACAACUGAAGGUCAUGUGAACACUUUAGUCCGACUAUAAUCAGAGUUUAAGAACUCAGAUUAAGACACUCAGAUAAUGAGAUUGGAAUUCGAUUUUCUCUACCAUAGCGUAGCGUAGUCGGAGUAUGAUCGGAUACAGGCCACGCCCCCGUAACCCCGUAACAAACCCCCAGAGUAGAGGAGUAGCGUUGGUCUCCUCUUUAGAAAAAGUAGCGCGUCCAUCAUGUCGGACAAAAACAACGCUGUACGAUGCUCCAUCUUCUUGUUUCUCCAAAAUGCCCAGCAGCAGUUGUAGACACUUCUGACGUCUGACACCGACCUGCUGUUGUUGUUGACGGUUGUAAAGACCCAUAUCGCCCCCUAGUGUUGGGGAGGAGGACACGUUCACGUCAAUAAUUCGAUUAUGAGUUUAUUCUGAUUAAACUGAGACUGUAAACGAACUGAGCGAUGUCACAUGUGGCUGUAAACAAACGUAUUUCUGCUGCUUUUAGAAUGGGUGUGUAUGUGGUGUCAGUGCUUUUGCAGGCAGCCUCUAGUGGACACUGAAGGAACUGCAGUUUUAGUGUUUUUACCUCAGCGGUGUCACAGGUCGACCUUCAGCUCCAAACACCUCUGCACUCAUCUCUUCUCUUCUCUACAGAGUGCCUACCUGGUUUCUAUGGUGACGGCUGCAAUAACACCUGCACCUGUCUCAACGGCGGCUCCUGCGACCCCGUCCGUGGAAGCUGCACCUGCCUUGCUGGUUUCCAUGGCAACACUUGUGGACAAGGUAAAGCUACUGUUUGACUCUUGGACAUAAUAGGAGGAAAAAAACAGAACCACGCGAAGACGAAAAUCAUCGACCAUGACCCGGUGACGCCCGGUCUGACACAUUUGACACUUCAUCUACGUCACGGUGUCUUCCUCAUCUGUGGAGGCUCCAUUGAUGCUGAACUAGAUCUCCAGGUUUAGGAGCAUCAGGACUCUGCAGUUGGAGUCACUGCAUGGGUUUAAUAUCACAUGACCUGUCCUGAGGUCUGAUGGAUCAAAAUCUAACACUCUUUCAGCAUAGAAGUAGAAAUCAUAGAUGCUGCAUCCUCAGGUUGAAACAAGAUCUCCAGGUUUAGGAGGAACAUCUGCGUCCAUCCAGACACAGACUUCUUCAGGGAAGACCUUCAGAUGAUCCCAAACCACGUUCUGACAGCAGCUCGGCUCUGUAGGAGACGAGUCCUGGACUGAUGUGGUCCGGACUCGUCUUUUAGAGCAUCAUGACAGAGCGUGUGUGUGAUCUGACAUGUUGUUAAAAAUGUCCCUCCUCUCUCUCCGUCAGUGUGUCCUCUGGGUUUCUUCGGUCCGUCCUGCGCUCAGGAGUGUCUCUGUGAAAACCAGUGUCCAUGUGACCCUCAGACGGGGAGCUGCAACACCACACUGUCAGGAGACGUCAACAACACCUUACACAGAGGUACACACACACACACACACACACACACACACACACACACACACGGAUGCAAACACUCAUGUAAAUACAGGCGUCACGAGGUUGGUGUUGGAGUUCAUCCAGCUGAUCUCUGUUAUGAAAACCUCCAUCUUGUUUUUUUAUGACCAAAUCAAACAUCUUCUGACACACUAACACACCUGAGAGCGAGGUCAUCCAGUGUGUGUGUGUGUGUACGUGUUUGUGUGUGUGUGUGUGUGUGUGUGUGUGUGUGUGUGUGUGUGUGUGUGUGUGUGUGUGUGUGUGUGUGUGUGUGUGUGUGUGUUCAUGCUCACAUUCAGCAGACGUUGAAACAGUCUCGUCCUUGUUGCAGCUCCGAGCCGACUCACCUGUUCCUGGAUCUGUUACUCAUCAGGACUUAAAGGGAUAUUCCGUCAUAAAUUUAAUUUAGGGUCAAACCCACCGUAACCCCGAGUUAGACCCCCCCUCCAGAGAUGAAUGUUGUCGACCGCUUCCUUCUCUAGUUAUACCAACUUUAGUAACGACCGCAGGAUAGAAAUACAGAGAGCCACGCCCCCAACCAAAACGCCACUCUAUAGCCACAGAUAAUGCUCAGAGCAGCACCUAACUUCAUCAACAGGACAUAUAGUGUCCCUAUAUCAACAUUCAUCUCUGGAGGGGGGGUCUGACUCUGUGUUACGGUGGGUUUGACCCUAAAUUAAUUUAAAACACCGGAAUAUCCCUUUAAAUGAGCCAAACCAGUGAAUAGAGACAGACUCUGUUUGUUCUGUAAAGAUGUUUUCAUGUACACAGAAAUCCGUAAAGAAAUAUUGCUCACUGUUUUGUCCACAGGGGGCGCCAAAUUCAGACCAACUGAAAGUUCCUCACUGGAGCUUUAAUCAGUCUGAAACAGAAGGAGUUAAAAACGUUUAAUUUGAACUUCAGACUGUUUUUUGUUUUCUGAUUUUAAAAAGAUUUUAAAAAUAAAAGUGAAAUAAAAAUUUAGGAUCUCUUCACUGAUUCAACUUUCUCUCCUCUCCUUCUGCCUCCGAUGUUCUCUUCUUCUUUUCAUCUCCUUCUCUGUUUCCUUUCCUCAUCCUGUUCCUCUUAUUUCAAUGUUUCCUUUCCUCCUUGUUCUCAUUCUUUUUACUCUUUUCCUCACCAUUUCCUUUCUUGUCAUUCUCCUUCUUUUUCUGAACCUUCAUCCUUCCUUUCCUUAUCUUUUCUUCUCCCUCUCUGUCCCUCUUAUUUUUCUUUUUUUACUCUUUUGCCUCUCCCCUCCUUCCUUUCCCCUUCUCUCUUUCUUCCUCCCCUUCCUUCUCUCCUUCUUUCUCUCUUCCUUUCUUCCUCCCCCUCCUCGUCUCCUCCCUCUCCUCCACAGCGGGUCAUUGUCUGGCCGCUCAGAUGUUCACGUCGUGGAGGAGCGAUGAAGAAGCUCACAUGGAGCGACCUCGUCUAUCAGAGUAAGUGUCAAAGGUGGAGUCACAUGACCUGACCUUCCCGUCCGACCUUUGACCUCUGCAGUCCAUCCUUCACGUCUGCUCGUUAACCCUCUAAAAUGUAAACAGCCUCACGUGUGGAGAGGCCGGAGCUCCCGAUAAAAACGGGUUUAGAUGUUGAAGAACGAGCAGGUCGACGUUUUUAAACCGACGUUUUUAUUUUCAGGAUGAAACUGUCGGAGUUUCUGCCGAGUCGAUCUUUGACCCGCGGACCAGCCUCAAAUUUAACAGAGAGGACUUCACCUCCUUCUGAGCUUCAGGCAAAUGGUCCUGAGGAGCGUGUCUGCGGUCUGAACAGGGACAGAGAUUUCCCCUCAGAGUAAAAACCUGUUCCUCGCUGAGGUGUGAAACGGUCUGUGAACCAAACGUUCAUCUGCAGCCGCUCACCUCCUCUCUCAGACGGUGUGAACAGAGUCUGUCGGCGCCCGUCAAAGUCAAACAUGAAAACGUGUCCGCUCCUUCGAGACACAUUUGAAAAAGAGUUUAGAUGAAUAUUCAGGAAUCUUUAAAAAUCCAUCAUGAAAUAUUGAUUUUAAAAUCGUCUGAUUUUUCUCUGGAGUUUGGUCAGAAAACUCCAAACGUCUGUCUCCUCGUCUCCGACUCUUUCUCUGUGUAAACAAGGCCGACAGUCUGAGGACGGACGCAUUCAUUAGCCUCUUUACCUUUCACAUGCAAGUGAGGAAUUGUUAGCUGUUGCCAUGGUUACAGCCGAGCGCUUUGUGAAGGGGAGCCGUGGUCACAGAUGGAGAGAAGGACUCGAUCUGUUUUAACCCGUUUGUCACCAGCAGAGGAGAUUCAUUCACAGUUUUGGAGACGUGUUUCCGUCUUAGACGAUCAUGAGAGUUAAAAUAGGAGGAUAUAAAGUUUUAAAGAAGUAAACGCUCCUCACUGACGCUGAUCACUCACAAUAUUCACUCUGUUGUUGGAGGAAAUCAAAGUCCUGAGUCUGUAAAGUUGAUCCUUGUUCCUCCUCUGUCUCUCCUCAGACGGUCGUGGAUCAUCAUCGCCGCCGCUCUGGCCUCUCUGCUCUCAGUCAGUCUGCUGCUUCACCUCGCUCGGGCGUGUCGAGGUUCGGUGGCCGCUCGCCUCUCUGAACGUCAGGAUUACGCCUUCGUCCCGCUGAGGGACAUCAACGGAUCAGCUGUAGGCAAAGGAUCGGACUUUGUGAAAUCUGGAGGUUACCACUACGAGGACUCGGACUCUCAGGAUGAAAUCUGGGCUCAGCCGCACUCAGGGAGGUUAUAG
Molecule: messenger RNA, 15472 nt
Organism: Xyrichtys novacula (pearly razorfish)
Lineage: Eukaryota; Metazoa; Chordata; Actinopteri; Labriformes; Labridae
Source: the annotation of a GenBank genome assembly